Molecule: messenger RNA, 762 nt
Organism: Phanerochaete carnosa HHB-10118-sp
Lineage: Eukaryota; Fungi; Basidiomycota; Agaricomycetes; Polyporales; Phanerochaetaceae
Product: glycoside hydrolase family 18 protein
Exons: 5
Coding region: 1-762 (253 amino acids)
Biological process (GO): carbohydrate metabolic process
Cellular component (GO): extracellular region
Molecular function (GO): chitinase activity
Source: RefSeq, a predicted model, not a curated record
AUGCUGUCUAUGGCCACCCCGUUCACCGGCAUGCGCACCCUGGCGUGCCUGUUCCUCCUCGGGUUCUUGACGCGUGUGAUGACCUUCGACAUCACGAGGAAGGAUAACUUGGCUGUGUACUGGGGACAAGACGGUGCUGGGUCUCAGCAACGGCUCUCCUUCUACUGCCAGGACGACACUAUCGACACCAUCCCAUUGGCGUUCCUGUACAUUUUUCAGGGUACAGGUGGCGACCCUGUCAUCGAUUUUUCCAAUAUUUGUAGCCAAUGGGAUGAUCCUGUCUUCUCCGGCACCGCACUGGCCAACUGCCAGUCUGCCAUGGAGGCAGAUAUCAAACUGUGUCAGUCCAAGGGCAAGGCAAUUACGCUUAGCUUGGGCGGCGCGACUGGGCAAGUCGGUUUUUCGUCAGACUUGCAGGCGCAGAGCUUCGCGACCCAAGUGUGGAACCUGUUCCUCGGCGGCUCAAGCUCGACACGUCCCUUCGGCACCGCGAUUCUCGACGGACUUGACUUGGACAUCGAGAGCGGAACCCCCGCGCACUACGCUGCGUUCGUGAGCCAGAUUCGUUCGCUUGCUGCGCCGACGGGCAAGCAGUACCUCAUCACGGCGGCACCUCAGUGCCCGUACCCUGAUGCAUACAUCGGUGCUGCUCUCAACGAAGCCGACUUUGAUGCGGUUUACGUGCAGUUCUACAAUAAUUACUGCGGCCUGGACCAGCCUUCUGUACGUACCUGUCUUCGAAACCUGACGCCAACUUUUUGA